AUGGAGAACUACCGUGCAGCAUCGCUCUUCCAGCCCUCAAACUUGGUCAAAGCUCUCGAGGAUACUAUGAAGCCGGCGCCGGAUCACCCUACACAUUUGAUGGGUACCAUCAUCUCGAUUCCACACACUAUCUCCGCUCGCACGGUAGCAGUACUUGACUAUGAUUUCGUGAUGAUCGAUGCCCAGCAUACGCCCAUCGGCGCCGAGAACCUCGUUUGUUUAAUUCAGACCGUCAGCCUCUCCAGUCAGGGGAGAACGGUUCCGAUCUGUCGAGUGCCAUCUGCUCAAUCACAUCUAUUGACCUAUGCCCUUGACGCAGGAGCAGGAGGCAUCGUAUUCCCGCAUAUUGAUACUCCAGAGCAAGCCGCCGAAGCUGUCAGCAAGUGUCGAUAUGCAUACUCCAAUGGCGAUCGAUCUCUCGCUCCGGCGGUGCUGGUCCCUGGAGCUACCGAUCGCGCACCGCCGGGAUCGUCUCAUAUGCAUGUAGCGGACAGUCAUGUCGCUUUGAUCAUGCAGAUUGAAAGUCCACUUGCCGUGGCCAACGCAGACGCCAUCGCCGCCGUUCCGGGUGUGAGUGCACUAAUGCUUGGAGCUGGGGACCUCCGAGUUGCUAUGCGCUGUCCGCCGCGACAAGUGGGUGAUUCCGAGCACCCGAAAAUGUUGGAUGCAAUAGAUCGUUUGGUGAGCGUGUCACGACGGCAUUCGAAGCCGUUGGCGGUGGUGACAUGUAAACUGGCCAGUACCACCAAUGAAUGGCUGAAGGACUUUCAGCUCUUGAUGGUUACUUCGGAUUACUUGAGCGUAGUCAAGGGCCAUAGGGAAGAUUUGGUGCAGAUGAGGAGGACGCUAGCAGAGGUUCAUGGGUUAAAGAAUUGA
Aspergillus melleus is the source of this 876-nucleotide messenger RNA. RefSeq names its product HpcH/HpaI aldolase family protein. The transcript is spliced from 4 exons. Gene Ontology annotation, molecular function: aldehyde-lyase activity. The record is from RefSeq and is a predicted model, not a curated record. Gene Ontology annotation, cellular component: cytoplasm. Lineage: Eukaryota; Fungi; Ascomycota; Eurotiomycetes; Eurotiales; Aspergillaceae. Bases 1 to 876 code for a protein of 291 amino acids.